ACGCUAGCGCCCUGCCGCUGUCUUUCCCAAAGCGCCGACUCUUUCUUCCUCCUCCUCCCCUCCAACGUCGGUUCCGUCUCUCUGCACGCGGUACCUUCGCAUCUUCGUGCCGCUGUCUCGACCCGGAAUUCGCGUUCAGAUCUUUGGUGGUGGGUGACUGCAGAAGAGGGAGAAUCGUUGAGCUCAGAUGCCGGCGGUCGGUGCUGCCGCCACCGUCCCAAAGGCGGCAAUCCCUCCUCUGCACUCAAAUGCUAGUCCGUGGGGAUGGACCAAGACCUCCAGGACCAUUGCUGUGCAUCCCAAGGCCAGUAAAUUCCCGAUGCGUAGCCUGGCGUCUACUUGUGACUAUUAUUGGCCAGUAAAACCUGUAUUGUCAACCAAAGUCAAGCUGCAAUCUCAGAUAUUCGAAGGUUUAGCAGGUCGGCGGCCUCUUUCACACCUGUCCUCUACAUCGACUUCAUUGUUCGGUAAGGACAGAAGUGUGUUACCGCCAAGAACCGGAAGGCACAAAUGCCCGGCGCCUCCAAAAGUGUACCUGGACUAUCCUUUCAGCAUUCCUUACCCUAAGAUCGUGAAGAAGCCGGAGUGGUGGUGGCGGACCCUAGCGUGCGUUCCUUACCUGAUGGCCCUGCAGAUAUCUGACACGGCCUUCUACUUCCAGCCCCUGAUGGAGCACUAUGAGCAAUUCGAGUUCCUGAGCUACUAUGUCCCGGGAGCGAUCCGGCGCCUCCCCACCUGGUUCCUGAUGGUGUACUGCUUCGCCGUGUACCUUUGGGUCGUGCAGAACCGCAGGUGGCCUCACUUCUUCCGGUACCAUGUGAUGAUGGGGCUCCUGUUGGAGAACGUGCUGCAGAUCGUGUGGUAUGCGAGCAACUUCGCGCCACUGAUCCACUACGGGGGCCGGUUCGGCAUGUACUACUGGGCAAUUGUCGGGUCGGCCUUCAUAUUCCUGCUGAUGGAGUGCGUGAGGUGUGCGGUGGCGGGGAUUUACGCAAACAUCCCUUUCAUCAGUGACGCUGCGUACAUACACACUCCAUAUGUAAAGGGAGAUGAUUGAUUGGGAAGAAAAAUUUCAGCUGAAUAGAUUUGUUGGAAGAGAGCCAUUAAUAGCAAAUUCAAUGAGCUUAUUGUGCUGGAUCCUCUACCAGCUAAAGUUGCCGAACUCCAGUUAAUUAUUUUCCAGAAUAUGGAAAGUAGAAUUGGUUUAUAAAAUAACGGGAUGGGUCGUUUU
This is a messenger RNA of Eucalyptus grandis, 1231 nucleotides long. RefSeq names its product protein TIC 20-IV, chloroplastic. The transcript is spliced from 4 exons. The record is from RefSeq and is a predicted model, not a curated record. Bases 188 to 1057 code for a protein of 289 amino acids. NCBI's taxonomy places the organism in Eukaryota, Viridiplantae, Streptophyta, Magnoliopsida, Myrtales, Myrtaceae.